Molecule: messenger RNA, 2797 nt
Organism: Pan troglodytes (chimpanzee)
Lineage: Eukaryota; Metazoa; Chordata; Mammalia; Primates; Hominidae
Gene: CD53
Product: CD53 molecule
Exons: 9
Coding region: 1412-2068 (218 amino acids)
Cellular component (GO): plasma membrane
Source: RefSeq, a predicted model, not a curated record
UGAUGGAAAGAGGCACAUUCAAGGAAAAAUGUUCUGCAUUAAAAUGGUCACCUAUUUUGCUGUGAACAAUUUGUCUUGAGAUAGUCUUCCCGAUAUUCCUAAGAUUCCCCCUUAUUUAUCACUUCUCUCUCUGCAGAUGUUCAGUCUGCCUAUCUCUUUCUUCCCCUUACUCUCUCUGCCCGUCCCAAAUUUCUGGUUCCCCUAACUUUCAGGCCUCACAUUACCUGAAACUAUUCAAAUAUUUAUAGAACACCUCUUAUGUGCCAGACCCAAUACCAGGCACUAAAAAUACAGUCAUGAGCAAGAUCACCCAACAUACACAGAGUAACAUAGAACCUACAGAGCUUUCAGUCUAGUGGGGAAAACAAUGAAAAACAAGGAAUGACAGAGGGUGGAGGAAUGCCUGUGGGCAAUGGGAGCAGAGAGCAGGAGUAACUGUUCCUGCCUGGAGGGCUUUCUGGUGCUAUGAUGGGGGAUGAGUAAGGAAUUAAGUGAACAGGUGAGAGGAUAUUCUAGAGAGAGCUCGUGAGACAGAACUAGAUUGAUUUGUUUAAGCAACUAAAAGGAAUUCCACACCCAGUGUUACCCAGUGUGAGGAGAUCUUGGGGGUGGGGCCGGGGAAGAAAUAGCCAGCUGAGAGUUUUAAGCUGGGGAGUCAUGUGAUUAAAUUUGCAUUUUAGAAGGCUCUCCUCCCUUCUUCCUGAGGACAGACUGAAGAAACAUCCAAGCUGGUCUUGAAGGAGAGUGGGAUCCUGUAACACAGCCCCGGAUAUCUGUGUUACCAGCCUUGUCUCGGCCACCUCAAGGAUAAUCACUAAAUUCUGUCUAAAGGACUGAGGAACGGUGCCUGGAAAAGGGCAAGAAUAUCACGGCAUGGGCAUGAGUAGCUUGAAACUGCUGAAGUAUGUCCUGUUUUUCUUCAACUUGCUCUUUUGGAUUCCUUGAAACAAUAAGUGAUUGAAAGGAAAGUCACCCUUUCCAGGGAGGUUUCACUGUACAAAAUUCAGCAAUUGAAUUUCAGAUAUAGGAUGGGUUGGUACUUGUGUAUAUGAGAAGAUUAUUAUAAGUUUGACUUCUCUAGUUUUCUGCCUAGCAAGAUGAGCUUCCUCAAGCAGGGCAUCUUCUCUACAUGGUCAUGGUUUCUACAGAGAAAGCCAUGUGUGAACGACUGAAAAGAUAAGGAACAAGAAGUUAGACCUAUAUAUGGUGAAGAUAUUGUGUGGCUCACAGAAGUGAUCUUUCCUUGGUAUCUGGAGAUGGGUAGGAAGAGUUGUGAGUAGGUCUCCACAUGAGAAAGCUGAGAUUGCCUCUCCAAUGUAAGCACGGAAAAGUUUGGUAAAGAAAUUGUUCAUGAGACUCUUGAUUGAGCCAGUUAAAAAUAAAGUGAUUCUGAUCUCAAGGAAGUGAGAAUAUGAGGAGAUACCCAAGAACCACAUUUUGCUUCAGGAUGUUGUGGGAUUCUUCCUUUCAGAUCUGUGGCUGCUGCAUUUUGGGCUUUGGGAUCUACCUGCUGAUCCACAACAAUUUCGGAGUGCUCUUCCAUAACCUCCCCUCCCUCACGCUGGGCAAUGUGUUUGUCAUCGUGGGCUCUAUUAUCAUGGUAGUUGCCUUCCUGGGCUGCAUGGGCUCUAUCAAGGAAAACAAGUGUCUGCUUAUGUCGUUCUUCAUCCUGCUGCUGAUUAUCCUCCUUGCUGAGGUGACCUUGGCCAUCCUGCUCUUUGUAUAUGAACAGAAGCUGAAUGAGUAUGUGGCUAAGGGUCUGACCGACAGCAUCCACCGUUACCACUCAGACAAUAGCACCAAGGCAGCGUGGGACUCCAUCCAGUCAUUUCUGCAGUGUUGUGGUAUAAAUGGCACGAGUGAUUGGACCAGUGGCCCACCAGCAUCUUGCCCCUCAGAUCGAAAAGUGGAGGGUUGCUAUGCGAAAGCAAGACUGUGGUUUCAUUCCAAUUUCCUGUAUAUCGGAAUCAUCACCAUCUGUGUAUGUGUGAUUGAGGUGUUGGGGAUGUCCUUUGCACUGACCCUGAACUGCCAGAUUGACAAAACCAGCCAGACCAUAGGGCUAUGAUCUGCAGUGGUCCUGUGGUGAAGAGACUUGUUUCAUCUAUGGAAAUGCAAAACCAUUUAUAGCAUGAAGCCCUACAUGAUCACUGCGGGAUGAUCCUCCUCCCAUCCUUUCCCUUUUUAGGUCCCUGUCUUAUACAACCAGAGAAGUGGGUGUUGGCCAGGCAUAUCCCAUCUCAGGCAGCAAGACAAUCUUUCACUCACUGAUGGCAGCAGCCAUGUCUCUCAAAGUGGUGAAACUAAUAUCUGAGCAUCUUUUAGACAAGAGAGGCAAAGAGAAACUGGAUCUAAUGGCCCAACAUCAAAGGGUGAACCCAGGAUAUGAAUUUUUGCAUCUUCCCAUUGUCGAAUUAGUCUCCAGCCUCUAAAUAAUGCCCAGUCUUCUCCCCAAAGUCAAGCAAGAGACUAGUUGAAGGGAGUUCUGGGGCCAGGCUCACUGGACCAUUGUCACAACCCUCUGUUUCUCUUUGACUAAGAGCCCUGGCUACAGGAAUUACACAGUUCUCUUUCUCCAAAGGGCAAGAUCUCAUUUCAAUUUCUUUAUUAGAGGGCCUUAUUGAUGUGUUCUAAGUCUUUCCAGAAAAAAACUAUCCAGUGAUUUAUAUCCUGACUUCAACCAGUCACUUAGCUGAUAAUCACAGUAAGAAGACUUCUGGUAUUCUCUCUCUAUCAGAUAAGAUUUUGUUAAUGUACUAUUUUACUCUUCAAUAAAUAAAACAGUUUAUUAUCUCAA